AUGAUUUUAUUUAAAUCUAUUCCAUGGUUAUUUUUAAUAUAUCUUUCAUCAACAAAAAUUUUUGCUCAAACUAUAAGUAAUUAUAUAGCUUAUCAAACAGGUUUUCAAUAUGUUACAACAUGCUUGAAGGAUGAGUAUUAUGAUAUUGCCUUAUUACAAUGUUCACCUUGUCCAACAAAUGCUGCACAAAAAGCCAGUGACAAAACACAAUGUGAAUGUUCAAAUAGGACGCAUUAUUAUGGUGUUAAGCAAGGUGGUGGUUCAUUGAUGUGUUUGCCAUGUGAUCCAGGAUAUACACGAUCAGCUGAUGAAUUCGGAUGUACUUUUCAUAAUAUUACUUGUAGUGCGGCAAAUUCAAGCAUAGUUCUUUCGGAAUCGGCUCUUGAUGGUAGUUUAUAUACGCUCAAUUCACCAUCAACUCAGCCGCGAUAUGGUAGUGAGACAUGUACACUAUGUGCCAUUGGUACAUGGUCUGAUCCAGAUAGUCAACGAUGUAGUCCCUGUGCUAAUGUCACUCCGCACACUGGACAACCUCCCGGAACAAUUGAUUGUUGUUCGACAGCUAGUAGUAAUAUGAAAGAUGGUAUGUGUUUAACUUACGUAAUUAAUGCAUUGAAUUUUAGUUUAUCGCCUAAUAAUGGCAAUAGAUUUAAAAGUCCAGCAACAUCUUUAUUUUUUCAACAACAUCUCGAUGCAUCCAUAUAUCUUUGCCGAAUGAAUUUAAAUUCACAAACAGUUAGCUCAUCCAACCGUACUCUUUUAUCGAAUGGAACAGCAUGUCAAGUAUUAGCUAAUAUUGUUGCAAUGCAAUUGUAUUAUCCAGUAACUAAUUAUGCUUAUGAUCUAUAUCAAAGAUAUAUAUGGGAACCGACAUCUCCACAAAUAUGGACAACUUCAUCGAUACGAACAUCAAUACCAUUUCUUGCUUAUCCAUCAACAUAUUAUGAAGAAAUAAAUAAUUCAUCAUAUAAUUGGAUACCAUCAACACUUUAUCAAAAUGAUACAAUAAACAUAAAAUUAGCAAAAUAUUCUGUUACAGGAGCAUAUUUAGGUUUGUUCGAUGCGUUUGAUGCAUAUAUUCAAUUAUGUGGUGGUGCCUAUACACAAGGUGUACCUGCUUUUACAUUUGGAACGCAAUAUAAAAAAUCAUGUGUUAUUCGUGCUGAUGCAUUAUGGAACUCAACAUUAUACGAAACUGCUUUUUUUGAUCCAUAUAUUGUUUUCACUAAAUCUGAUACCAAUUACAUGUUACCAACUCCUAUUGUUGUGAAAAAUUAUAAAACAGAUCGUGAUACUACUCCUAAUCAAGAUAAUGAUGAAUCUAAAUGGGUUUAUCAUCGUCGUUUUUUUCUACUUGAUCGCAUAUCUGGUGUUAAAACUGCUAAUGACUUAAGAAAUAUUCAUUAUGCAAAAUCAAUAAAAGUUCUAAAUACAUUAACAAAUGGAGGUGCAUAUAUGCAACCACCAGUAAUUGUUAUAGAAUACAAUGAGUUAACUUCAUCUGAUAUAGGCAAAGAAACUCUUGUAGAGAUUACAUUUGAAACUGAAUAUCGAAUGAAUCUUGAUUCACAUAUUCGUGAUAUUUGGAUAGCAAUUGGUGUUUUAUGUGGUUUGGGUAUAGUACUUGCAUUUAUUCGAACAAGUGUUUGGUAUUCAAGAUCUGGAAGACAAAUAAUUGACUUAGCAACCAUUGGUCAAGUCUUACUCUAUAUUAUUAAUAUUAUUGGAACAGUUUUUUUCAUUGUUAUGGCUGGUGUAUCACUUUGGUGGUUAAUAUUUUUUAAAAGACAAGGCUCAGCUUUUCUUGUUAUACCAACGAGUGUUCAACAAGGUUCAUUUACAGCACUUGUGGUUAUUGCAUUUUCACUUAAAACAUUAGAUAUUCUUAAUUUAAUUAUGCGUCAAUCAAGUAUUGAUAUAUUUUUUAUGGAUUGGGAAAAAUCAAAAACAAAUGAUACAAAUGAUGUUUCAGUUUGGCGAACAUAUUUUGCAGCAAAUGAAUAUAAUGAACUUCAAACAUUUCGACGCAUUAGUGUCACAUUUCAUAUACUAUCUGUUUUAUUUUUUUUGAAAGUGAUUAAUUUAGAAAAUGUAGCUACAGCACAACCAGGUAUAAAUCUUUUUCCAUCUUCAUCUGAUUAUACUCCAGGCUAUAAUGGUAUUCUACGUGUUGGUAUUGCCUUUUCUAUGUGGCUUGCUACUGCUCUUAUUCAAUAUUUGGUUUAUGUAAUUUUUUAUCAACGUUUUGUUGAAGAUCGAAUAAUUAAUUUUAUUGACUUAUGUUCAAUAUCAAAUAUAAGUGUAUUUAUACUUACAGAUAAUCAAUAUGGAUAUUAUCUUCAUGGUCGAUCACCACAUGAAACAACGGAUGUUAAUGUAAAAGAUAUGAUGUUGAAUUUAAAACGUGAAUCAGAAGAAAAGAUUGGUAGAAGAGGUUUAGAACCGAAUUCUGACGAUCAAAUGUAUAUUGUUAAAGUUGAUCGAACAUUCCGAUCUCAAUACGAACUUUUACUUCGAAGUUAUCAAAGUCGAAUUCUUACACGUUCAAACAAAAAAAUUGAAGAACGUGAAUCCGAAAUUUUAUUGGCAUCAUAUCGAGGUUUAAAUGAAUUUCUAUGUGCCUUUAUUAAUCGUUCAUUACCAACAUAUAAUUAUAUCAUACGUCCUCGUUGGAUGCUAGAAAAACUUCUUAAUUGUGAGUUUCGUAGUACUAGAACAUCUGAAUUAUUAGACAAGACAGAUAGUAUUUUCUAUAUUGAUCCUGAUAGAAACUUCGCUAAAACAAUAUUUGCUGGUUAUGAAAAUUCAUUAUUUAUUUGGAAUAUGGCAACAUUUCUGUUUAUUGAUUAUUUUGCAUUCAAUUAUGUUUUAGCUGCUAUUAUUACUUAUUUACUCAAUUUGAUUGCCGUCCAAAUGCGUCAAUCAUUAGGUCAACAAAAUUUAGCGAAAAAAACAUUAAUUCCAAAGAAUUUUCUCAUUUAA
Messenger RNA from Rotaria sp. Silwood2, 2982 nucleotides. The record is from the annotation of a GenBank genome assembly. NCBI's taxonomy places the organism in Eukaryota, Metazoa, Rotifera, Eurotatoria, Philodinida, Philodinidae.